AUCUUAGGCCUUCGCAAACGUUAAGUAAUGUAUGUGAAUAUGCAAUUUUUUUUUUUUAACAGAUCGUGAACUCGGUCAGGUCAAUUGCGUGUAAUUUUGAUGACUGGUCAUUAAAACUAGUAUUGUACAGUCAUAUUUUUAAUGAACCGGUGUUGGAAGUAUGGGAAAAUAUUAUAGUUUUGAAAAUACUUCAAUUUACAUAUAGGUCAAUAUCUUAACCCAUCAUUUGUGUUGUCUUGGUACUAACACUAAUACAGACCUUUGCUUUGUUACUGUUUAUGAGAAGUCCGAGUCCAUAACACAUGUUAUUUCUGUCUUUCUUGAACCGCUCACUAUCGCCAUGGCGAUCACAAUUGUCUGCGGUUGUUGCUGUUGGUCGUUGCAUUGUGCUAUAAUUUGCAUGUUAUAACAGUAUUUUGUUUAUGUUUUGGCGAGGCUGAACAUUGCAGACUUGAGAUUGAUAAGGAUAUCAGUGAUUACAUCUGAAGAAAUACGACUUAACCUUAAACUGCUUUGAGCUUAUCUCGAAUAUUUGGUUUGAAUUUUACAGCAAUAUUGAACCGCUUGCACCUGCAACUAAUUUUAAGUGCGUCCACCGACAUUGUCCUUCCUAUUCACGUCCUGCUUCAAAGAAUUGUUUAUUUAUCGCGAAAUAGUGAAGAUUUCCCCAGGCAGCUAUUUUAAUAAGUGCUGUCGGAUGGAAGUGUCACUGGGAUUACUCGUCAACAAGACCGAUAGCGAAUGAGGAGAAUUAGGCAACAUCCAGGAACAUGAUUUUUAUCGUUUUCUCGUUAUUUCAAACACACUUAUUUCAGCCAAACUCCUUGACGAAUUUUCAAAAAAUCUCGAAACCGCACCAAAGCGAAAAAACCUACAUAAUCAAAAGAUCUCUCGAGGACCAAAACAAGCACUGCAGGUGUAAAGUAUAACCUUGUAAAUUCGUUUUCAGGAAAAUGACCCAGACUACAAUUCGGUCUCAUUACGUAAUGCUUAACCCCUGGAUGGACUUCCUUGAAGUAACCGUGCAAAAGUAAAAAGAACUUAAUACAGUAAUGUCUGGGACGUAAAAUUGAGUGUUCAAAUCUCGAUACUCCUACAUCAGCUAACUUGAUGGCUUUUAUUUCGUUGAAAAUUAUGGGAUAGAGUAGAUCUGGUUAGGUGUUCAUACGCUUAACGAACGAGUUGUGUUCAUUUUAUGUUGGUGUGAACAGGGUACAAUACCUGUUUGAUUAAAAUAUGGUUGCAAACUUAUUUGAAAUUUGUCUUCUCAAAAUGACUGCAAAGAGUAAUUGACAAAUUGGAAAAACCUUAAUCUGACAGACUUAGUUAAACUAGUUUAGGUGGUGUAAAUGAGGCACAAUCAGAGACAAGAUGUGGUUUAGCCAAUCAGUAAGCAGGCAAAACCGCGGCCACCACUUUCCCGCGUGUUACACGUUUGCACGAAACUGGUUGAACCUAGCAAUUCUUAACAUAAAAUUAAGAAAAACGUACUUACUUUUUAUCUACAUAGAAUGGGCAGGAGCCCAUCCCAAUGGGCUCCUGGAAUAGGAGAACAGUAUAUCUCGACGAUAGUAGCGGAGAACAAUACAUCUCUACGAUAGUAGCGAGCAUAUGGAACUGGUAGUAGAAAGGGUCCCUCAAAUUUUUCUGUAGGUAUCGCUGCGAUCAUUUGGAAAUAAGCCUUACGUGUUUCUGCUAGAAAGAUACGUGAAUACAUUACAUGUUAAUUGAAGAGAUAUAUUACACGGCAGUUAACCUGAGAAGGCCCUUUAAAUUGAUUUUAAAUUGUGCAUUAGGCACCAAGUCUGAUUACUGUUUAGGAAUCGAAGUAUUAGUAUAAAUUUACAAAAUGUAAAACUGAAAAAUAACUCCUUGUGUAUGUAUAAAGCAGCCACAGCAUUAUUUAAUGUGUUUUUAAUUUUUCUCGGGCUUAACGACAGAAUGUUUUCUGUUCCCUGAUAUUGUCUACUUGGCCCUAUGCAAUUGCCCCAGAGGGACACAAUGUCUGAUGAGGCCACAAAGGUGACUCAAACCCUGACAGCAUUCUAUUAGCAUAGAUAGAGUUCAGCUUCAUUAACUACGGGCGUUUCGCUUUAGUAAUGAAGUUCUGUGGUGAUUUCAACUUUUGACCGGAGAGGGCAUUUGCAGCCUUUAAAUCAGUGGUUUUACUCACAAGGAUACAGUGGGAAGAGUAAAAAGCGAAGGAUUAAGCAAGGGUCGACUUGUGGCAAGACUAGGUAAAUGGGAGAAAUUGAAUGAACUGUUCUUUAACAGUUAUGAUAACUUAUCGCUUCUGACCGCCUAUUUAUAAUCAAAAUACGUGGAGGCGCAACAGCUCCUUCGCUAGACAAUUUGUAUGCUGAUACCUUUUCGGUGCAAUCAUGGAGAAACUGCAGUAUAUAACAUAAUUGAGUAAAUAAUUCCUUCUGAAAUCGAGAGAAUUUUGAGAGAAGAAACCAAACACUUUAUUUGCUUCAGUCCACUGUUGAUUAGAUUUUGCUCCCUUAGUUAUGUGUAGAAGUGAAAAGCAUUCCAAAGAUAAACAGAGUUAGCAAGACAGCUCUUUUUCUCUUCUACGCGACGAGUUUCACUCGAGUUUCUGACCGUUUAGAGUGGAUAGAAAGAAACAUUCCGCUUCUAUUGCCAAUUUGCACUGAGAAACAAAGACAAUCAGGGUUAUUCGUUAUGUGCAGUGAGUGAAGCAACUGAAUUACCACGGCUUUCAAAUGCUAAAUUCGAGAUAAAUGUCUGUAUGAGAUGUAUUUCUUUAUACAUGCUGAAUUAGUUGUCAAUCCGAGUAAACUUGUAUUAGGUGGGUUCAUGCGGCGGGUCUAAAACACAGGUCGCGGAUCAUUGUUUUACCAAUACUGGAACAACCCUAACCCCUUCCUAAUGCUAACCUUACGCCUAAAUACUACACUAAGACAAUGUUUAGGCUUAAGGUUUGUACUAGUAAAGGUUUAAGGUUGUUUCAGUAUUGGUAAAACAAUAAUAGCCUGUGACUCGUGACUUGUGUUUUAAACCCGCCAGGGUGCGUUGAAGUCUACUUUGAAUCACGAACAUUCAAACGUUCUAACGUGAUGGUUAUCUGCUUUCAUUAUUCUCGGAAGAUGUCGCUCAGUCAAGUUCCUUUUGUAGUGCUGCGAAGUCGUGCACGUGCUGCGAGAUAUUUCCUAGACUGUCUCGUAGUCCUUCGCAGCGUUUUCGCUUCUCUUCCGCGAGCUCUUCGCCCUCAGGUUUUAAAAUCAUGGACAUUUUAUUAUCUUUCCGAGCUCGGCUUUCGCACCUCGGCUUGCGGGCAAGCUCAAGCAUUUUCCUGAAACUCGCAAUUUUUUUCUUCCACUGAGCAUCAUGUACCCCUUUGUGUCCUUGUGUGAAUUGUCAAGCUCGGAGUCCGGCCUCUAUUUGUGUGUCACUUAAUCAUAGAUGCUACGUGUUCAUCUGAAAUGCAAAACAAUUUACAUGUAAAACAACUCACCACGAUUCAUGCACUUCCGUUGUUUAGAGGUUCAUCGAUCCAUGACCUUUACACUCCACUUCCCGAAAUUAUGACGUUGUUGGAUCAACACAGUUUUUUAUAGAACGGAUCUCAUCCACUCGAUCUCACCAAAUAUAGAUUUCCCGCCAAAUUGAAACGCACUGCGCCAAAAUUUCGCCGGCAAUGUUUUUCGAUGGAUGCUACCCGGCCAGACUAGAAGUUGUGAGCCGUUGUGAAAGAAAAUGUCUUCGAUUCUUCGUCAAAAGGACUAUUCCGGCAAAUGAAUCAAUUGUGGUCUUAUGAUUGCCUGAAGCAGUAAGUUUUGUAGCAUACUUGAAGUUGUCGUUAACCUUAUUUGUUGUCGAGUCUCUUUCAUCGGUUGGUUUGUAAUCUCGCAGUUUAGAUCAGUUUCAUAGUUAAACUGAGCUUGUAAACUAAUGGAUAAAUUAAGCUUUUAAGUGAUAGAGUGAGAACCUUAUUAUCGCUUAGAUAUCUAAUAAGUUUUCUUUAAAUCAUUCUGUUGUUGUUUCGGUCUCACCAGUGUUGUUUUUACAGUUCAAAGUUCUUCAAAAUAUUCUCGAGUAAUAAUUAUUUAGUAGAAACCUCCGCCACAUAUCUCAACAUUACUUUAGACCUUACUCGUAGAAAAACAACAGCAACAUGUAAGCUUAUGCGCAAUUGUGCUUCCACUUGAACUCUAUUUAAUUUCCUCUUCGUUUUCUCGCGAUGUUUUUCCACAAGAUUUUGUGUUACAACCCUGAGCUUGUUUGGAUGAAAAUUCACCAAAAAGCCGACUUUCGAAACUCGACUCAGAUGAAAUUGUCGCUCAGGCUUCUCGUUCUCAGAAAGCGCUAUUUUAAACUGUGUACAUGCAAACCCUGUCGGAUGGAGUUUGAAGAAAAUAACCGACCAGUACGGCUCUCUAACUGUGUACCAAACAAAGGCUUUAAGAAAUUUGCUACCGAGUUGAAGCAACUGAAGCAAUUGACUACGUCGGUAACUGGGCAAUGCCGCGAAACAAAAGGUUCACCUUCAGUGAUUUGUACAGUGAAAUGGUUCUGCUCGUGCGAAAUAAAUAUUGCUUCAUUUCCUUGCCGUUCUCUGCAAAACAACAACGUCAAAUUACCCGGCAAAUUCGGCGUUAUCAGUGGCGAAUCUAGGGGAGGCCCCCAAUCUUCGGUUUAAAAAGGAGAAAUCACAGAAGGAAGAAAAGCCGGCAGGGCAACCAAAACAAAACCGCCCCUCUCCUCCUCGCUGCAGGUCUGGAUCACCCAUUGGUUAUUGUGAACACAGCAGCGAUUUUUUAUGGGUUUUUUUUUCAUGGAAAUGAACACUGUAUUAAAAUACAUUUCGCAGUUGUGGGAUAGCUCAGUCUGAGUGUGAUGGACAAACAAAAUGACUUUGAGUUUCCGCGGAUCAUUGGCAGGUUAAAUAUCAAUAUUUAAUCAUUUUUAACUCCACGUCGUUUAAGAAUUGGGCAUCGAAAAGAUAAACAUUUUACCGAAAAUGUCUCGGAAACAAGAUAAAUUUUAGCGAUAUGUUUUUUUUUUAAUUAUGCUUGCUGUUUGAAUAUUGAUUGAUGUGUCAGUUUCUAAGGAACUGAUCCUUUCUCUUGCAAAUGCCAUAUUUAUUCAGUUGUCUUCAUACUCAGAAGUGAUAAUUAUAAUCAAAAUUUUCACACAUCGUGCUCUGAUAAUUAUCGGUCUUGGCAAAAGAGCAAGGGCGGCGAUCGGGACCGGAAAAGCAUGGUUUUUUGAUAGAGAACUUAGAAGCACUGAGACCAAAGCAAGACAGAGUUAAAUCUUUGUUACAUCUUUGGGGCCCUGUUCACACCGUAGAAACCAUUACUGGAGUUCCGAGUCACAUAAGCAGCGUAUACGGUGGAGAUUGGUUAAGACUUUCAAGAUAGAGACAGUAGUCGGGCAGUAAAGAAGAACAACUCCGAAGCUCGAUGUGUGGUGCAGCGCUGAGGAAUUGCCCGCGUCAUGAGUCGUUUAAAGCUGCGAUGGGCCCUCACUCGUGUAGCUCUGGUUAUGUGCAUCUUGUUAGCGGUACAGUUCUUCAGCCAGCUUGGCUUGCUAACCACACGAGGCCCAGAUUGCGAACAAAUGCGGGUAGUGAGGGAGAGGGUUGGCGUGCAAGCCAAUCCCGAGGGCAGCAUUGAACAGGUUGUGUCCGUUAAAACUGAGGCUGUGAUCACGCAGAUACCUGAAGUGAAACAAGAUGCACCGGGUAGUAAUAUCAAAAACUCACAGAAGUUGAUUGAUGACUUAAAGCGUAUUGCCGUGAAACUUACCGAGGUACAACGCGGUUUAGUAUCCUACGCAGUACAUUUUCACCGCAUUGGAAAACAAAUUGAAUCGUUAAAUAGUGUAAUAAAAUCCUUAGGUGGAGAAAGAGUUCAAGAUGAAAAAAGUUCUCUUGUAGACAGGUCCAUUUCUGUACCAAAGAAAGAGGUCUGUCCCGAACAAUUUAUGGGAAAGACGUUGGCUUACGGCUAUCCUUAUUUCAGAAAAGGUUUCCAGCGGCAAAAUUGUACGGAGUUUGUUCCCAUUAACAAACUUGUUACAAUUAUUGUUAUUUUACCCGAUGAGCUGUCGGCUGCAGAUCAGUUCCAAGUUUUCCAAGGCAUCGCGAAGUAUUAUCCAAACAUACGAAUUGCAUCUGCGUCGAAGGAAAAGCUGCCAGUCGACAUGUUAACAAAACUUAAGUUGAAUUUAAAGAACAUAGUCACUAAGGAGUUGACACACGGGGAGACAUGGUCCAAGUUACUCCAAGAGGUGACCACGCCUUACGUCCUCUUUGCCCCGGAUAUUACUCACUUUACUGAUGACGUAGACCUUGAGCGCCUCGUUCGCGUGCUUAGCGACAACAACGAUGCUGUCAUCGCCGGGGGGAGCCAUCGUAAUCUCCGGGGGGAGUGGGACAUAGGCUGUCUUCAAGUGACAUUUAGAAACUGGACGGCGUUUUUUAGAGGCGGUUAUUACCACUCGUUUACUGAGUGUGUAGUGUGUGAUGUACUGUCUGGUCCUUUUGUGGCCAAAACUGAGGGAGUCAGGAAAGUUGGACUAGAUGAAAAGCUAGCUUUCGGUGUCUUCCAGGACUUGUUCUGGCGCUUGAAACUCAAGCACCCAGAGAAGAUAGUCGUCAGCUGUCCCGACGUUAUGUUCAACAUCUACCCACGGGAGAUCCCGGACGAUAAGUACACCAGCUUAGCUCAAAAGUGGGAAGUAAAAAAAUGGGUCGACUCCGAUGGUAGAGUUCGCUGGUAUGGCUGCAGACGCGGUCACUCUCACACCAACUCAGGAGCUUGUAGUUUUAAUACAGGGCUCGGUGUUCCGCCAUGUGAUCUAGAAAAUCUGGCGGACGCGAUCAAAUUCGUCAUGAAGGAGUGUGAAGACGCAGGGUUGUUCUGUGAGCUGCAGGAAGGAACGUUAUUAGGUGCUGUCAAAUUCAACAAGGUGUUGCCAUGGGAACGCGACGCUGACAUUACCUUUUUAACAGCCAACUACACGGCAUUUAAAAAGCUUCGUCCAAAAUUCUCAGCGGCUGGUUACAGCCUCAGUGAUGACGAUGGGUCGCUGUGGUGCUGCGCGGACGGCCGGCAGGCUGGGGGCAAGUUCCGAGUGGGUACAACCCGCUGGACACUGGAACUGUAUGGCCAACACAUGAUGGAGUCCGAGAUGCUUGUAGCGAGCGGUCAGCGGCCAACUAAAUUGCAGUUUGCCGGGCAAUGGGUCACUGUGAUGCGCAAUCCCGGACUUUUUGCUCGUAAUCGAUAUGGGCCCAAGAUAUAUCGGCACGCGGAGCACUGGAUGGACACGGGCCAUAACACAGGAUGGGCCUUUUACUCUGCCGGUUCCUUUACUAAAUGUUCCAAGCUGGGUCACUCGGGAUGUCUUGACCAGUUCCCUGCCGACGGCAAUCUACAGUUUAGCGACUACCCCUUCAGUUAAUGCCGCAAACAUUGAUGUCGUCGUACCAGCUUCUACUGGCCCUUCGGUAUUAUUGUUUCUUUUGUCAAAUGGUGCAUAAUAGCACUUCCACAUUGCCUUGUUCAACACUAGAAAAUACUGUUAUGCUUAGAUUUGUAGAUUCCUACGUAACAGCACUGCGUUUGGCAGUGUCGUACAUUUAGAUGCCAUACAAUGGUUUCCUCGAAGAAGGUCAGAUAGUUACGAAUUGAGACGGAAUACAAAAAUUGUUCAACGACUGCCUUUGGUCACAGUUUAUAGAUUAUAACUGGAUCAUGUUAUUUGGUCUGAAAUCUACAUUUUCUUAUACUUUGCUCCUAACAACGGUAUGAACUUCACGUUCAGGGUUACAAACGUUAAAAAGUGCUUGUUUUAAACAGCCAUCAAGUCUUCUUAUUGCCAUACAGAGAUCACAGCGUGAUCUCAAAUGAAACGAAAUUAUUUAUAACAGUCAGGUAUCUUUUUCGACGAGUUUCUUUCUCGCUCUGUUUGCUGUAUAUGCGAAAACCGAGUGUUGCUUUUAAAUGCCGAAUUAAUCACUCUGAAGGCAUGCGUGGUAUUUUUAAAGAAAUAUAUUUUAAAAAAUCCAAACAUCUUUAAUGUUAAUCGAGAAUAAACUAUUUUUUGGCAUUCA
Messenger RNA from Orbicella faveolata, 8086 nucleotides. RefSeq lists its product as uncharacterized. Lineage: Eukaryota; Metazoa; Cnidaria; Anthozoa; Scleractinia; Merulinidae. The record is from RefSeq and is a predicted model, not a curated record.